GAACGAUUCAGAGGUAAGCAUAGCACAGAGUCUUUUGCAAAAGAACUAACAACAUGAAAUUUACAACAAUGAGCAGAACAUGGAAGCAACUUUGCUUGCUCUUUGCAUUUCUAUCGACUACAGCUCAUGGAAAUAAUUCUUCCUGUUCUUCCUCUGAAUUUACUUAUGAGCAGAUUGACAAACAGCUUCAGGCUAUGAAAAAUUGUUUUGAAACAAUAUCUAUUACAUGGACAUCAUACCAAAACGCAAACAUUUUUAACCAACUACAAACACUGACUGAUAUCAUCCAGAAGCAGCUAAAUGAAGAGUUACGAAGGUUACUGCCAGCAAACUGUCCAGCUCCAGAUGUGCCAGAGGAUGGAGGCCUGCUGUGUAUAUCUGUGAAGAACAAGGUCUACUGUAAACCUAUGUGCAAUGCGGGUUAUGAUUUCAGUUUUAUAAGAAGAUCAAGGCUGUUUGAGGAAUGCAGUUCUGCCACACAAGACAAGUGGACAACACAGUUCAUUGGUGGCAACAGGCUGGCUAUAUGCGACAAGUCCCGCAUUGCAGUGUCAGGAGCACCUUCUGCCUACUUCCCUGAGGGCCAGGACUGUCAGAACAUAAAGAGCGAUGAACAACUAAUGGGGAACAUCACAAAAAUCUUUCAAUCAGAGUUGGUUAUGGCAGGCAUUACACAAUCAUUAGAGUCUUCCAGCCUUCUCUGUGGCUAAAACAAGAAUUAAGGAGAUCUAAAAAUUGUUCAGAACUGACAUAGUGGAUAUUCUGUGCAAAGUUAAUUUUACUAAAGUUUUUGGACUUGAGUCAUAUAAGUGCAAAAAUGUUAAUAAAAUGUCACUUAAGGAAUUACUGUACAUGAUGUAACAACUAAUGAAUCUUCAUAAUGACAAGGCCCAGUACAGAAAUAUCCAAGCCUAGUAGAUGACAAGGGUAAAGCAUAAAGGGCAAACUAACACAGGCA
Molecule: messenger RNA, 958 nt
Organism: Sinocyclocheilus grahami
Lineage: Eukaryota; Metazoa; Chordata; Actinopteri; Cypriniformes; Cyprinidae
Exons: 6
Coding region: 54-710 (218 amino acids)
Source: RefSeq, a predicted model, not a curated record